CUGUCAAAAUGCCUAAUAUGGCUGCUUUGUGUUCUUCGUGUUUUGUGUCGUUCUUAUUGUGAAUAUUAUAAAUAAAAACUAACAUGAGUCAUACCAGGUCGUAAAUGAAAGCUGUACUAACGAACGGACCUAUCUACAAAUUACGAAAACGCUCGAGCUCUGUGUAGGAUUCUCGAAAUAAAUAUGCCAGUGAACAAGUCAACACAAAUUAGAGGUAACGAGAUCGAUAAAAGCAAACGUCGUCAUAAAACUGACGACACUGUUGUUGCAACAGCGACACCAAAUAUCUGUGAAGAUACGGUGCAAUCCUCAAAAAUGGAGACCCCAAACGAUUACACUGGGAAACCAACAGAAUUGAUUCUUCAAGGCAACUCUCACUUAAUGUCAAGCACCACGAGCAGUCUGGCCGAUACGCCUGGUGAUUCUGGUGUAUUGUGUUUAGAUAGUGAUGCAUCUGAAGCAACUAGUCAGGCCCUCAUGACUCAUAGUCUUGUUGGAGCAGAGGAACUAACUUGCGAUAGUCUUUACGACGCUCCUCCUUCGUGCUCCCAAGACAUGAUAAAAAGUACCACUAGCAGCAUUAUGACCCGCAGUGAUAUUGACAAUCAAAAUAUAGCAGCCUCAGAAGAUGUUGUCCCUGAACUUGUAAUUGAAACAAAAAAGUUAUCACCGUUUGAAAACCUCCCUGAUGUAAUACUAAAAGCUUUAGAAAGUGAAAAAGGUUGUGUAGAAGAAAUCAGAAAACCUGCUCUGAGAUCUUGCGAACCAAAGAAAUCAUUAUCAGAGGACAUAGUAUACAGACGGAGAUGUAGAAAAAAGUCACAAAGUGGUCCAAGUUCACAAAAGAAAAGGGUCUCGUUUCAUGAGGAUAUAUUAAAUAGCACAAAAACAGAUAACAUACAUAUUGAGCGUGGCUUCAUUUCGUAUAGACCAGAUAGUUCAUACUGUGAUAGAUUUAGGCAAAAGAACAAUGUUGCAUCUGACAGAUUCUCAUGGUGUGCAUCUGGAGACCAAACACCAAAAUAUGCAGCAGAUGUAGCUCAACAAACUAUGUCCGAUAUUCUUGCAUAUGGAGAUUCAAAAAAUGAUAGAAGCGGUAUAUUUGAAUACUGUCAAAAUGAUGAGGCUGAAAAGCAAACUAAUAAAGAUAAAGACAACAAUAAUGAACUUAGAACAAGCGGGAAAUUAUAUGGUUGUGAUUCUAACAGCUCUGAUUCUAAUUUUAGUUGUGAUUCAGAAACAUCUUCCAGUGAUUCAACUUCUUCCCAUUCAAAUAAAACUGAAACCUCUCCAGUGCGUAGGAAGUGUGACAAAACCCAAAAAUCAUACUCAUGUGAUGCAUUUGAAAAUAAUGCACAUGUUGCAUUCAUGAGGAAAACCUACUUUUCUGAAGCUGAUAUUGAUCAAUCACACAGUAGAAUGAAGAAACCGCUCGAGGUUCAGCAAAGCCCAAUAGCUGUAAAAUCAGUUUUAAAAAAGAAACGUUACAUACCUACAAAUAUUGUUGAAGAGAAGAAACAGAACAAUAAAGUUCUAAGCUUACUGGAUGCAAACAAUAUAAUAGAGUCAUUAAAAAAUUUCUACAAAAACUUUCAAUUCAAUUUUGCUCCUGAAAGAGGUUUGCCAGAAAGUACUUUAGACUUGAACAAUGUUGUUGAAGCUAUUCCAUGUGACAUCAAUCAGAACAGCAAUAUUUCCAAAAGCUUAGAUUCUGGGUUCCAUGUUGACGGGGAAGAUGAUUUUGUUGAAAUAAAUCUUAAUGGUCAAACUUUGGAAUCUGGUAAAUCAAAAGAUAUUCCUGCACAGCCCAAGACUAAUGUAACUGGAGUUAAGACACCUAAUGGAGGAUCACCUCGCCACAAACUAACACUGAAUAUGAAAAAUCAAGAUAGAAGAUGUAACAAAGGAGAUGUCCCAGCAUCUCUUAAUAAGUACAUAGUUAAUUGUGAAAGUACUGUGUAUGAGCACAAGGGUGUAUCUUAUAGUUAUGUACAUGAUACGUUCCAGACUGCAUUUGAUGCACCUAAAGAAUCUUUUGUACCAAUACCUGAGUCGACCCCAGUGAAAGAACCAACUGCAACUACAACAACAACUACAACAAACAAAGAUAAUUCAAAACAUUCUGAAAUAGAUACAUCAAGCAAGACAUCCACACCAAAGAGGCAGUUCAAUAAGAAUGUCCAAGAAGAAACUGAACAAAAGAAUGGUAUUUCUAAACAUUUGUCAUCCCCUAAAAGGCAGAAUGUGAACAGAUAUAGUCGUAAAUCAGCAUCAACUAUCCAGAAGUUAACAGAUGAAGAGAAAAUUAAAGGAAAUGUUGAAAACUGCUCCAACACUGACAAUUCUACUUUGAAAGGUGCCGAGGAUCUGAAUGAUGAGUUCUUUGAUAGUCCUGCAAACCAAAAGCUGCAAUGUAACAAAUCAGCCUUACUGAAUAGAUAUCUGAAAAAUGUUUGUCAAAGGAAAGACCUUGAGCUGAAAAUAAAGAACAAUAAAUUCUUUCAAAUUAAACUGUUGUUAGAAAAGCAUUUUCCUAGCAUCAUAAUUCCUUUCAAAGAUGUGUCUGAGUCUUUUCACAUUUCAGCCGAGAGGAUGUCGCGUCUUAUAGACAAAGAGGUAAUAGAAAACAAAAGAUUGUCUGUGAGAAUGCUUACAGCAGAAGAACCAUCAUACUUUGACAGUUUCGAGGACAAUGUCGCCAUUGAAUGUAACGAGAAAUUAAGAUUGAAAAUAUUUACUUAUCCCAAUGAAACAUUGAAUAGGAUGAUGAAAGUCCAAUCACCUUAUUUCAUGGAUGACGGAUCAUGGAUGCCUCUAUUAGUCUUCAUAACAGAUUACGCAUUAUAUGUGGCCAAUGUGAAGCAGAAAGGCACAGAAUAUGAAAUCUUAUGUAAAUUACCCCAUAAUGAACUGGAUGCUAUAGCUGUUGGUCCCGAAGCCCAGUACAUUCAGGUGAUUGACAUAGCAGGAAACAUAGCUUGUUCGGUUGUAACGAGUGAAACUACACUCGGAGCGCGUUUAGCGUCUUCGUUGGAAUGGAGCGCUCGUACAUCUCCACUGCGGAUACAGCGUCCGCCCGCAAUGAUCCCGCUCACUUGCCGGGAAUUAGCCGCCGCCGUUGCCAGGAAGCGACUCGAGAAACGGGUUCCAGAAGUCCUUUUUUACGGUAGAGCGUGUUCAGAAGACGCGUGCGACAGGCUUAUAGACGCACCCGGUGCCUUUGCCCCUCCACUCGAAGGAUACCUCAUGUGCCGCACUGACAAGAGUCGGCGCUACGAACCAUGCUACUUCUUAUUAAGAGCUGGGGUGCUACAGUGGGGUCCUCACAGUCCCGACGGCCUCACGCCGCUCCCGCACAGCAUCGCUCUCCGCACCGCCGUGGGAGUGAGGCGGCACGUGGACGCGACCCGCAGACCGCACUGCUUCGAAGUAGCACUCGAGUCCUCUCGACUCCUACUGGCCGCACCCGAUGACGCGACUGCUUCUAACUGGCUGCAGUCUCUGUUGCUACAUGCCGCUCAGGCCUUAGAAGAGAAAGACGGCUACAAAAAAUCGGAUCGCGAGACAAGCGUACCGCCGGCAGGUUGUACGGUGCUGGUCACACCUUAUGAAGUGCUCAGCGUGAGGGAGACAUUAGACAUGGCUUUCGUGGCCGGAGCCUCGGGGUACCUGAAGGAUAGGGGGUCGGAUGCUCUGCUGAAAGAAUACAUCGAAGAAAUGCGAACCGACAUCGAGAUAUUAGCGUGCGGAUCGAUAAAGAAUUUGACUUCGUUUAAAAUUCCGGAUACAGACGAAAAUUGGUGUUGCCUGGAGUGGAGCGUUUGCGAGGCGAGGGAGAGGGGCGCGGGGCUGGCGCUAGUGAUGGCGAGCAGCAACGAACUCGAGCGGUUCAUAGCUGCCGUCGAACAGGCAUUCUGCGCACUCACCUGCGAGCCUUUCCCUCUGACCGUGGUCGAAGCCACGAAGUCAUCGUGCAGCACCACACACAUGAAAUACGAAGCCGCCUGGUCACACAUGCUCCCCUCACAGCAGUAAUCCUGAAAAAGGAAAAUAAUAUCAGCAAGGAAAAUCGACCAAAAAUGUCGACUUUUGGUGUAAGUAAGUAAAAAUAGGAAAACAAAACACUGUAUUGUUAUAUUUGUCUUCACAGUCAUAAAACAAUUGCGAACGGGAUGCGGAAUUAAGGACUUAAUAUUUGUUUGUUGAAAUUCAAUUUAAAAGGAAUGUGUAUACAUUACGUACACGUGCGUACACAUGCGUACGCGUCCGUGUAAAUUGCGUAUGCGCCCGUACUUAUAAAGUCGACAGAUUUGUAUUCACUAGUUACUUAUGGUAAAAGUAAUGAGUGCGUUUAACAUCUGAUCAACAAAGUGAAUAUUUUAAAGAUGGUUAAUGAUAGAUUUAUUGUAAUUUGCGCAAAAAAAGUAAUCUUGAUACAGAAAUAAAAAAUUAUUAAUCAUGUAUUAAUUUUUAAACAUUUAAGACAUUCGUCGGAUUUCGAUUGGUCAAAUAUAUUUUACUUAGCUGGAUAUUUUAGUCGAACCCUUUGUAUUAACUAGGUGCUGCAUUCUGUAACAUGUACUAGCCACAAGAGUGAUACUCAUAGUAUAUAAUAGUCAAAUAUUGUUUAACUAUAUACCAAUCUUUAGCAGCUACUUUUUAAUACGAAUUGAAAGUUGUUUGAUCUCAUUUCUUACAUUUCUGCGAUUCAUUUUCAUGAAAUUUUACAAGAUAUUCAAAUUUAACUGUAAUAUUAUCACAAUAUGAAGAUAUAUUAUGGUUAUUUCGCUGCGAUAUGCCUGAAGGUUCCUGUUAUGAAGAUAAAUAACACUGUUGGUCCUUAAAACGGAAUUAAAUAAAAUUAUUUAUUAUAUUAUUCGCUCCUAUAAUGAAUAAAUGCUUGCCAAUGACAAAAUGUACAUUAAAAUUAUUCAUAAGUAUUUAAUGAUAUUUACAAAAAGUAUAUUCUGAUUCUCGUCUUUAUAUUCACGUAAAUAAUCCAAACGAAGGAAAUAAAGGCGAGUUUUUUUUUGCUUAUUCCCUACUGUAUAUAUCAUAAUAUAUAGUAGAUAAUAUUAUUCAGUCAAACAACAAAAAUAACAUCAACAUUUUUUUGGAACAUUUCCAAUAAAUUUCUGAACAUACACGAUAUUCACAUUAGCACUGUAUAUGACGGUGCGUCAUGUUGUUGCUUCGUGUAAACAAUGUUAAUAUGCUAUUAGGUGAUUUAGAUGCUUUGUAGAAUUAUUACUGUUACGUAGACAUUAUAGUUUUUUAAGAUUCGGUAUCUGUUUUGUUUUAUCGAUAUUCGAAUCGAUACAUAACCCGAUACAUGAAUAAGUCGUAACGUACAAUUACAAGUCCCUUAUCGAAUAUAGUAAUGAAGAUAAUUAUAACUCGUCAAAACGUGCUUAAUUAAAAUAUGUAUAAAAUAAAAUGAGAAUUGCUUUCGAAUUAAAAUUAUUUGUGUGGUCUAUAUUGAACUCAGUACUUACAAGGAUUGUAUUAAUAAAGUAAUGAUUCCACGUUUAACAUUAUAACAACAAAGCAAUAAGUAGUCGUACUUAAGUAAUUAUUCAGAUGAAUUAUUUAUUAAUCAAAUACGAUAUUAUGAAUAUAUUAUAGAUGAUUGUUCGUGUGUAAUUAAAAUCGACCACAAAUACAAGUAUUUACUCAAAAAAUUAUAGUAACCCUAUCUAUCAAUCUCCCUUCCUUAUGAUAUGAUAUUAUAUUCGAUUAUAUUUCUUAGUAUUGAAUCGAUUGUUUCGAAAUAUUUAGUAAUCAUAAUGGAGUGUAUUAUAGUAUUAUGAUGACAUGUAAUCAAAUAGAAAAAAAAAACAUUUUUUUUUUCAUAACUUUGUAGAUGUAAAAGUUAGUUACUAUUGAGAGAAGAUUCUGGAAGCCUUCGCUCGGUGUGUCCGUAAGUAAAGAAACGCACUAUUCUGAAACUUGGUUAAACGAGUGUCAAUAUCACUUCGAAAUGAAUAAAAUCGAUGAGAUUAAGCAUAUCGUUUCGCAAGUUUCAUAGAAUAAGGCUGCCGUGGCCGACUUCAACGUAGAUAGGUAGUUUUGUACGCGAAAAGAGGUGUUUUUGGCUUUGUUUUUUUUUUUUUGUGAACCUUGAGUGGCUUUAUUGUUUUAAAGCUAAUUUUAAUGGUUUUGUUUUUAAAAAGGAAAAAAAAAAUCAUUAUUUCGAAUAAAAUUUUGUGGAGUCUUGUUUGUUGGAUAUAUUUAUUGUCUAAGUCUAUUGUCUAUUCAAUCGUAUAGUUUCUUGAUUAUAUUUUUUUAAAUGUCACAAAUUAUUUUGUAUAUGAUUUAAAUGAAUAUGGUUGUCUCGUUUCGUUACCAAAUAAAUUAUAUCGAAUUACAAUAUCUGUUUGUAUUUGUAUUUGUAUAUAUAUAGGCCAAUGUACUGAGGUCGUGUGAUAUUAAUGUAUAUUUAGAGUAGUUUGUAUCUCAGUGAUGAAAUGUAAUUGCAUAAUUCCAUUCAAUUAAUUUAUUCAUUAUGAUUACAAUCAAAUUUAGCAAAUUUUCAAUAAUUUAAAUGUAAGUUUUUUUUUUAAUGAUAAACGCUUUUGUUAAAUAUUAAAAUCGAUUUUUUUUCUCUAUACAUCGAUAAUUUAGAUCACGCGCUUGCAAUCGAUAAAAUUUUGCGCCUUUACUAUGAUUUACUAUCUGUGAUUUGUUUGUAGCUAUUAAGUUUGUUGUUUAUUAGGCAUAAUAAAUAAAAAAAACUAGUUUAGAAUAUUAUUUUUGGGUCUUUGCAGUUAGCAAUCAGUGAAAAUGUGUUCUUAAAAUUUUAUCUCGUUCAAUUUUUUUUCAAUAAUACACAAAUAACGAGAUGAAAUUUUAUGACAAAUUCAUACAGUGGAUAAACAUUCUUACUAAAUUGUGAUGAAUAUUAUUAUCUGACUGUGAGUGACCUAACUUGUUAUUAUCUGAAUCGCUAUCAAACGAAAUUAGGCCGCAAUUAAGAACUUAAUAAAAUAAUUUCCGAACAUUGAUCUCUAAUUGGAAUCAUUCAUAAAAUGUCACGUACUUUAUUAGCUUUCUGACAUUAAAACUUUUUUUCUGUAAGAAACUGGCAACAUUUUGCGAUUAUUUUCCCAAAGACCAAAAACGUAUUUAAUUGGCUAUGACGUAUUGUUGUUAAGUUAUAUUUUUCUUGUUGUCUCAUGCAUCACGCUGUUAGAUAUUACGAAGUAUUAGAUAAGAACAAUAAUUAAUGUUUGUAUUCGCAUUAAAUACAUAGAUCUGUUUUAGAUUCGAUGCCUAUUUAACCUUACACAUGAUUAUCCAUCCAAUAUUGUAUUUCAUAUAAUUUUUUCAGAUGUGGAUUGUUGAUUAAUAUUUCAAGAUUCUUAUAACUCUGUCUGUUCGCACUCAUAUCCUAUAAAUAUAAUGCAUGUUUUUAUUAAUCAUUCAACAGGUAAUAGGAAACCAUGUCUUUGGUAAUAAAAAUACUGUGUGGUGGGUUUUUAGUACUAUGCCGAAAACCUUACAGAGCUCUCAAAAAUGUUUCAAUUGUAUUGAACGAACGAUGAAUUCAUAGAAGACGAAUAUAGACAAAGGUUUUGCUGUAUACCUGAUAUUGACAUGUCAAUGAGUUCCGGCAACCACUCGCCUUCAACUAGAUCGCGUAUUCGCGUGCUUUUGAAGUAAAAAAACGAUUCGAAUUGGGCAAAGAAUAAUUUUAACACGUUGUUCAAAAAAAGAAUAUAACAAUGGCAACAUUAAGUUCAAGAUAGUUAGUUUGAAUACAGUAAGUACAAUUGAGACUUCACGUAUUCACGCCUAUUGGCUCCAGUAAUUACUUUUCACUAGGUAGCCGUCAUGCGUCAACUAGCUUCCCAAUUUACGCAAUAAUUAAAAAAAUAUAUUAAUUAAACACAAGCAAACACUUGUAAAGUAUAUAUUAUGAAUUGAAUACAAGACAUGAGUUGAACGUUUUUAUUAUUUUCAAAUUGUAUCUCUAAUUUGUUUAUUUAUCACUCAUAAUAAAUAAAUAAUAAAAAAAUAUUCGAUAUUUAUUAGUAUAUGUAUUGUUAAUCAAAAGAAAAUAAUAUGUAUCUUCAAUGUCUUCCUUUAUUAAUAUGUAGCAUAAUAAUAUCACAGAAUCUUAUUCAUACUCUGAAGCGUUAAUGAUGGAAUUUAUAACCCUUAUUCGCAAACCUUAAGGAUUAUUAUCCAAUGACCCACGUCUGAAAAGUUAUGUUUUGCUACAGUAUCAACAUUGUAGGUUUUACAUUUAAAUACUCCCGAUUUAUGUAAAUGUUGGCUUAAAUAUGUAUGGCCAAGAUUAAAGAUAUUGUUCUCAAAAUAUAGUUAGGAUAUAUUGAAUUAUGCUUCAUUAUAUUGUUCACAUAAAGAAAAAUAAAUAAAUAGUAAAAGC
Messenger RNA from Bombyx mori (domestic silkworm), 8392 nucleotides. RefSeq lists its product as uncharacterized. Gene Ontology annotation, biological process: lysosome localization; regulation of protein localization; Golgi organization. The transcript is spliced from 9 exons. Gene Ontology annotation, molecular function: kinesin binding. Lineage: Eukaryota; Metazoa; Arthropoda; Insecta; Lepidoptera; Bombycidae. The record is from RefSeq and is a predicted model, not a curated record. The coding region runs from base 184 to 4035 and encodes 1283 amino acids. Gene Ontology annotation, cellular component: endosome membrane.